CUAUAAAACAACGAGAGGUGGAGACCCUAUCCCAAUCAUGGCGUCGUAAUAAACAUUUCUUUCCCGCGUGUGUCUUACUCACUCGCACUCCCACGCCCGCUCCAAUAUAUUCCUCAAUCUGUGUGUAACUCGCAGUGAACGAAAAAUGGCCGGUGGAAACGCCCCAGCAGCCUCUAAGGUGGCCUCGGUCUUCAUCGGACUCGGGUUUCUACUGUUUGUCGUGGGAUUUGGUGCCCCUUAUUGGGAGGAGUUCAUAUUGGGGGGACACGGUGGUUUGUGGCAGCGGUGUGGAGCAUUUUUGGGACUCGAUGGCUGCAAAUAUUACACUGAUCUAGAUGAUGUGGGGAAGGACACUUUUCUCCCCGACUGGUUUGAGUCCGUGAGAGUGUUCGAGGCGAUAGGACUGGUAGCCGCCCUAGUCGGACUUGUUUUCCUUCUGUUGUAUGUGUGUGUAUCAAAGACUGCCGGAAAUAAAAUCGUGGCCCUUCUCACUGCCAUCAUUACGCUAGGAACAGGGGGUGUUAUUCUUUUGGGUGUCAUCAUUUUUGGCUCCAAUAAAGACACGGAUAACUUAGACUGGGCCUUCGCCCUAGCCGCUGUCGGUGGCUGUUUUUACGUCAUUGCAGGAGUACUUCUCUUUGUUAGCAUGUGCUCUAAGUAAACUCAUUGUAUUUGUCAUUUUAUAGAAAUUAUACAUGAUUGCUUAU
Messenger RNA from Saccostrea cuccullata (small rock oyster), 707 nucleotides. RefSeq lists its product as uncharacterized. NCBI's taxonomy places the organism in Eukaryota, Metazoa, Mollusca, Bivalvia, Ostreida, Ostreidae. Gene Ontology annotation, cellular component: membrane. The transcript has 3 exons. The coding region runs from base 146 to 661 and encodes 171 amino acids. The record is from RefSeq and is a predicted model, not a curated record.